Messenger RNA from Peronospora farinosa, 975 nucleotides. The record is from the annotation of a GenBank genome assembly. Lineage: Eukaryota; Oomycota; Peronosporomycetes; Peronosporales; Peronosporaceae.
AUGUCGUUAGAAUAUGAUGUACCCAUUAUGCUCCCGCCAAUCAGGCCACCGUUUGCCAGUAACGAGUCGUACAUGACGCUGCUGUCCUACGAAAAUGACGAACAACGUGUACAGUAUGAAGAAGACAUGGCGAGAUACUUUGGUGUGCCAUUGCCAAGUUACAUUCGUCAAUCACAAGAGGAAGUAACAGCCAAUUUACGUACACCCACAAGUGUCCAAUUAUUAAGUACGCGCUUCCCUCCAUUCAGUUCCCCUGUCAAAAAAGAUAGUGCCAGUAGCAAGACGAUAUUGCCACUACUUCAGCUACAAUUGGAUUCCCCUACCCACACCGAUGGCUCAACGGAGACGGACCAAUCAGGUGAAGAAGAGAAAUUACGUGUCAAUCGUGAACGCAAUCGAUUACAUGCCCAACGAACGCGUCUUCGUAAACGUGAAUUACUAGAAAGUCUCACGGAACGUAUUCAGGCACUUCAGGACGAGUUUCAGUUGUUAAAACAGGCCUAUGAUUUUCAUACGACAGCUGUCUGUCUCUUGCGAUUGGGACAUGCCCAUGAUGUUCCUUGUGUGCUGAGGCUGGAGCAAGUUGGUGACAAUGCUAUGGACGAUGGAGACGAGAAUGGACAGUUGUACGAGAGUUUGAAGACGACGUGUUGUUUACACGAAAGUGAUUGUGACGAUGAGACACACGAACAGGAGAAAAUCAAUUCCAAUGGGAAGAGACCAUUGUUGUCCACUGAUACUGGCAGUAAAAUGCUUGGUUACUCCAAGGAAGAGCGUGAACGUAUGCGACGUGAACGCAACCGUUUGCACGCACGAAGAGCUCGACUUCGCAAAAAACUGGUGCUUGAAAAAAGUCAGCAGACUGUACAUGAUCUUCGGGAGCGCAACAACCGUCUUCGCAGUCGUUUGAGCGUGUUGGUUUCAUCGAUCUACGGCUCGGAGACCUGUCUUGACGACCCUGACGCCAUGUCAUGA